GGGGUUCCCGCGGUCGAAGUUAGUGUGAGAGGGCGAGGCCGGAGACGCCGUGAGGAGGCUGAAUAUGGCUGAUUUUUUGAAAGGACUACCUGUCUACAAUGAGAGUAACUUCAGCAGAUUUCAUGCAGACUCCGUGUGUAAAGCAUCGAAUAGACGGCCUUCAGUAUAUCUUCCCACAAGAGAAUAUCCCUCUGACCAAAUCAUAGUAACAGAGAAAACAAAUAUACUUCUGCGUUAUCUACACCAACAAUGGGACAAAAAGAAUGCUGCAAAGAAAAGAGAUCAAGACCAAUUAGAAAUAGGCGAGACUUCCGCUCCCCCACGAAAGAUUGCCAGGACAGACAGCCAAGAAAUGAAUGAGGACACAUAGACGCCUUUUGCAAUUCUUCCUUUAUCACCUCUUGUCCCACUCCACCGUGUCCCUCCCUCUGUACACAGGAUCAUACUGUAAUGUGUGGGGAGCAACACAGCCUUUCCUUGCCUUCCCACUCUCUUAUGAUCCAUAGGAGCCAAAAUUGUAUUUAUUUCUUCCAGAUUUUAUUUAUGCUGCGCUGCAAACCAUUCAAAGAGAGGAUAGUGUUAAAACGUGAAUAAACACUUUAUUUUUUUUGGUCUCCCCCAAGUUGCUGUUAAGUUUGGUGUGUGCAGGUUUAUUUGCCCCACUGGUUAGAGAAGACAACUCUGUUACAUCUGACAAAUCUCUUGCAGUCAAUGAAAACAUGUAUAUACUUUUUUUGGGGGGGGGGGGGGGUAUAAAAAAGCUUAUAUUUUCCCCCAAUGUCACACGUACUGGCGGGUGAUUGCUGUGUUCUACUGUUAGUAGACCUGACGGCCAUAUUACUGGGAAUAGAGUGGCUUUUAUAGUAUAUCAUGCCUUCCGCACAUGAAGAUUUACCUCUGUGCCAUAAAUAGGCUGCCUCCAUUUUAGCCCAAAUGUGGCACCAUCACCACAUACUAUAAUCAAUAAGUUAGGCUGGUAAUAAGUGUAUUAAACAUCACAAGACAGAGAACCUGUCUUGUCACCUAAACAAUCAUAGUCUGUAAGCAACAAACGACUGUUCCACAUGUUGAAAUAACACUGGCUUUUGCACUCAUGACUUCCAGCAACAGAUUAUGAGGUCGGACACUGUAAUAUUUGCUCUGUCACUGGCCAAAAUUAGAUUAUUUUUUUUUUUUUUGUAAAAUUUAAUUUGCCUUUGUUAAUAUUUUUUUUUUGGGGGGGGGGGAGAACAUUGUUUUAAAUGUAUAUUAUUUCAUUAAACAUUUUGAAA
Molecule: messenger RNA, 1271 nt
Organism: Xenopus laevis (African clawed frog)
Lineage: Eukaryota; Metazoa; Chordata; Amphibia; Anura; Pipidae
Gene: dda1
Product: DET1- and DDB1-associated protein 1 a
Source: RefSeq, marked provisional